GUCAAAGCAAAGCUACCUCUUCUCUCCAUCCUCUUGAUCCUUCCUUUCCCUGUGAAAUCCUCUCUUUUCUACCCUUUGUCCCUCCCGUCUUUCAGAUAGACGUCUCCUUAAUUGUCAGCCUUUUCAGAUCUUGACAGACCCCAACCUCCUUCCUUCCUACUCGCCAACAUGGUCGGUCACGGUCUUACGGGGAUGCUCGGGGAAGAUGGCAUUCACGUCGAUAUGAAUCAUUUGAAGAGCGGUGAGGUCAACCUAGGAACAUCAAUCAUGGCAAUCAACUUCAAAGAUGGCGUCAUACUGGGUGCCGACAGUCGAACGACGACCGGAGCAUACAUUGCCAAUCGAGUCACCGACAAAUUGACACAGGUUCAUGAUACGAUCUGGUGCUGUCGAUCCGGAUCGGCAGCGGAUACACAGGCUGUGGCGGAUAUCGUCUCGUACCACCUCAACAUGUAUUCCAUCGUCAACAACGAGGCCCCUAGUACUCAGGUUGCCGCAUCGCUGUUCCAGGAGCUGUGCUACGAAAACAAGGAUAUGCUAAGUGCCGGAAUCAUCAUUGCGGGCUACGAUCCCCGACACGGCGGCCAAGUUUAUUCGAUACCUCUCGGGGGCUCCCUGCACAAGCAGUCCUACGCCAUUGGCGGAUCUGGUUCAACCUACAUCUAUGGUUACUGUGACGCCAACUGGAGGGAAAACAUGACGGAAGAAGACGGCGUCAAUUUCGUACGGAGCGCACUACAAGAGGCAAUCAAAUGGGACGGCAGCUCGGGCGGAGUGAUUAGGAUGGUUGUGUUGACCAAACGGGGAGCGCAGCGACACCUGUAUCUGCCGGACAACGGUUACACUGGACCUGGCGCCGCUAGAUGAGUGGUGUCGAUGAAAGGGAUGAUGAUUUGUUUUUAUCGAAAGCUAGCUGUCAAUGGAAUGCCUCUUUCUUUUUCUUCAGUUCUCCAGUCCCUUGCUUGGAGAGGUUUCUCGAAGGCUGUGGGGGAAUUUCCCAGGCCGGAUAGAAGGUGAUGAUAUAGAUCAGCGGCAUCCAUAGAAAAGUGAGCCAUCAUGCAAGGAUCUCGGGAGUCUUGAGGACGAGUAAUAUUCCACAUCUCCUGUUUCUUUUUCUUUUUCUUUUUCUUUUUUUUUUUUUAUAUAUAUAUACUUGACAAGUGGGUUGAG
This is a messenger RNA of Aspergillus ochraceoroseus IBT 24754, 1170 nucleotides long. RefSeq names its product proteasome core particle subunit beta 1 (gene pre3). Bases 169 to 867 code for a protein of 232 amino acids. Gene Ontology annotation, cellular component: proteasome core complex. Gene Ontology annotation, molecular function: threonine-type endopeptidase activity. The transcript is spliced from 5 exons. NCBI's taxonomy places the organism in Eukaryota, Fungi, Ascomycota, Eurotiomycetes, Eurotiales, Aspergillaceae. The record is from RefSeq and is a predicted model, not a curated record.